AACUGUUUCCUGAUUAAAGUGAUCAUAUAACAAACACAAGCAAAAUCAUCCGCAUUUAUCCUCCCACUCCACCGCUUGCCCGAUCGCAGUCCGCCGCUCCUCGCCCUCUCGCUCUCCUCCCACAGUUCGCCGCCGGAUGUUGUUCUGAAGAGAUGGAAUCAGGGUCCAAAACCGAGGAAAAUGUUGGUUACAGCAGCAUCACUGCCAAGAAAGCCCAGCUACAGUCUAUGCUCUCUGCUCUUCUAGAUGAUCCGAUAUUGUUCGAUGUUCCUAAGAAACCUACACUUGCAGAUGUUGACACCUUAAUAAAUUUGGAGCUCGGCAGUGCAAUGAAAAUAUCUGUCACUAAGGUGGACAAUACCUCUUUUGAUGUCGCAGUUCUGAACUCUGCUACUGUCAAGGAUUUGAAAUUAGCAAUCAGGAAGAAAAUAAAUGAAAUAGAGCAAGCCAAAAUGGGUCAUCGCCACAUUUCAUGGAGGCAUGUCUGGGCAAAUUUUUGCCUUGCUCACCAUAAUGAGAAGCUCAUUGAUGACAAUUCUAUGCUCACUGAAUAUGGCAUACAUAACAAUUCUAAGGUACACUUUUUUCCUUGCGUCGUGUCUCGGGCAUCCCAUAAACAUUCCAAGAGAAAGAAACACCGGUUUUUUCAUGGUCUUAGUAAACGAUCAUAGGGUAGCCAGUCCUUUUUCUCUAUCUCAGACUAUUUUUCCUAAACUUGUAUUAAAUCAAAGAAUUGCCACAAACAUAAGCAAGCGGAGAUAUUUGAGAUAAGAACGUGAGUUCGAUCACCUUGUUACA
Molecule: messenger RNA, 798 nt
Organism: Musa acuminata AAA Group (dessert banana)
Lineage: Eukaryota; Viridiplantae; Streptophyta; Magnoliopsida; Zingiberales; Musaceae
Product: U11/U12 small nuclear ribonucleoprotein 25 kDa protein
Exons: 5
Coding region: 153-671 (172 amino acids)
Biological process (GO): mRNA splicing, via spliceosome
Molecular function (GO): protein binding
Source: RefSeq, a predicted model, not a curated record